Molecule: messenger RNA, 935 nt
Organism: Tinamus guttatus (white-throated tinamou)
Lineage: Eukaryota; Metazoa; Chordata; Aves; Tinamiformes; Tinamidae
Source: RefSeq, a predicted model, not a curated record
GUGUACGUGGAGGACGUGCGCAGGGAGUUCGUGGAGGAGUUCGUGUGGCCGGCGGUGCAGGCCGGCGCGCUCUACGAGGAGCGGUACCCGCUGGGCACGGCGCUGGCCCGGCCCUGCAUCGCCCGCAGGCUGGUGGCCAUCGCCCGGAGGGAGCGAGCCCUGUAUGUCGCGCAUGGCGCCACGGGCAAGGGCAAUGACCAGGUGCGCUUCGAGCUCUCCUGCUACGCACUGUGUCCCGGCAUCCAGGUCAUCGCGCCAUGGAGGCUGCCCGAGUUCUACCACCGCUUCCCGGGGCGCCGCGAGCUGAUGGACUACGCCGAGAAACACGGGAUCCCGGUGCCGGUGACGCCCCAGACGCCCUGGAGCAUGGAUGAAAACCUCAUGCACAUCAGCUAUGAAGCCGGGAUCCUGGAGAACCCCAAGAAUCCAGCUCCCCCCGGGCUCUACACGAAGACCUGUGAUCCGGCCACGGCUCCGGACACCCCAGACACACUGGAGAUCGAGUUCAAACAGGCAAGGCCACCAGGCAGACCACGCGUGGCUGUCCCCAAGGGUGCCAGCUGCUCCUUUUCUCCCCGCAGAGGCAAGCACGGCGUCGGGCGGAUCGACAUCGUGGAGAACCGCUUCAUCGGGAUGAAGUCCAGAGGUAUCUAUGAGACCCCAGCGGGAACGAUCCUAUACCAUGCGCAUUUAGAUAUCGAGGCCUUCACCAUGGACCGAGAAGUGCGGAAAAUCAAGCAGGGUCUCGCCUUGAAGUUCUCCGAGCUGGUGUACAACGGCUUCUGGCACAGCCCCGAGUGCGAAUUCGUGCGGCUCUGCAUCGGCCGCUCGCAGGAGGCCGUGGAGGGCAGCGUGCGCCUCGCCGUCUUCAAGGGACAGGUCUACGUGCUGGCCCGCGAGUCCCCGCGCUCGCUGUACAACGAGGAGCUGGUGAG